Molecule: messenger RNA, 3402 nt
Organism: Besnoitia besnoiti
Lineage: Eukaryota; Apicomplexa; Conoidasida; Eucoccidiorida; Sarcocystidae
Product: STAS domain-containing protein
Exons: 13
Coding region: 1-3402 (1133 amino acids)
Biological process (GO): transmembrane transport
Cellular component (GO): membrane
Molecular function (GO): sulfate transmembrane transporter activity; chloride transmembrane transporter activity; oxalate transmembrane transporter activity
Source: RefSeq, a predicted model, not a curated record
AUGGGGUAUGUUCGCUCUCCUUUUCGCCCGUGGAGGGACCGUCUGAACGAGUUUCGAGGUAGUCAGGAAGGCGGGAGUUGUCGUGCAGACUUUUCCGCCGAUGCAAUGGAGACACGCCCAGGAGGAGGAUGCGAGCGAGUGGCCGACUCCGGAGCUCUUGCGGAAGAUCGCAGAGACCGAGACGACGAGGCAGAUAUGGCGGACGUGGGCGAGGAAGAUCGCGUGCCUAGUGGAGCCACCAGUGGCGACGAACCCCAUCUAUGGAGCGGCCUGCGAGGAGGAACAGGGACGGAGCUCGGCUUGUAUGCGCGGAAACGUGCCACGGUCACCGAGCGAGACAUUCAUCGCGAGUUUGAUCUCGCGCAUGCCAACAGUGGGGUGCUCGCGCGCGUCAAGAGCGAGGCCUCUUCACGUUGGCGGAACUUCUCGUGUAUGCACUUCCUGGUCUCGAUGUUCCCGAUCCUUUCUGUUCUAAAGACUUACAAACGCAGUUACCUCAACGCCGACUUCUUUUCGGGGAUUUCAGCAGGUGUGAUGGCGGUUCCGAUGGGGAUGUCGUACGCGAUGCUGGCAAACCUCCCUCCGCAAUACGGGCUCUACGUGGGUCUCUUUUACCCUCUGUUCUACAUGCUUAUGGGGACGGGGAAGCACGUGGUGGUCGGUGUCUCGGCGAUAGAAGAUCUGCUGGCGGGCGAGGCGGUGUCGCGCAUUCUCGGCGCCAAGGAAGUUCUCUCGCAGCUGGACUCGCAGAGGAAGCUCGCACUCGAUGCGAGCUUGACAGACCGUAGCCUGCAAGAGGCGCUGCUGAAAAACGUCGAACGCCAGGAGGCGCUCCUCGCACAGGCGCGCGUCGACAUUUCCAUCGGCCUCUGCGUCUGCAUCGGAAUCAUCUACCUCAUCAUGCGCGUCCUCCAGGCUGGGCUCCUCGCCGACCUCCUUUCCGUCCCCGUUCUCUCGGGUUUCUCCACUGCGAGCGCCUUCCUCAUCGGGACCUCGCAGCUCAAGCACAUGACCGGCCUCACCGUGCCGCCCGACGUGGAAAACGCGGACUUCAAAAUCAUCCGACAGUGGUGGUACUGCCUGAGCCACCUGGCGGAGUGGAACGGUGCGGCCGUCGGCAUCUGCUGCGCCUCCAUCGCCGUGCUGGCGCUGUGCAAGUUCCUGAGUCGUCGGUAUUGCAAGUGCUUUCCGCUCCCGGGGCCUCUGAUCAUUGUCGCCAUUUUCACAACGCUGACUUACCUAUGCCGCCUAGACGAGUCGCACGGACUGAAGGUCAUCGGGCGGAUUCCUGACGGCUUCCCCGCCGCCCGCCUCCCCUCCUUCUACGUGCCCGUCUUCAACUCGAACGACCUCAGUGACGAGGUGACGUAUCGCCUCGCUUUUCUCGACAUGCUCCGUGAGGCCAUUCCGUUGACGGCCAUGUUCUUCAUCAUUCACAUCUCUAUUGCAAAGACCAUCACGCAGCAGAAAAAGACCUACCAGAUCGACCCCGACCAGGAGCUGGUCGCGCUGGCCGUCUGCAACUUUCUGGGCUCCAUGUUUCAGUGCUUUCCCUGCGCGGCCUCGCUCUCGCGGACGUCCGUCGUCUCCGCGACGGGCGCCGUCACGCAGCUGCACAACCUGAGCAACGUUUUCGUCAUCGUCCUCACGCUCUCGCUCAUCACGCCUCUCCUCCACUUCUUGCCGAACGCAGUGCUUGCCGCCGUCGUCCUCUUCGGCGUCUACGGGAUGAUGGAUUUCCGCGAAUUCUUCCGGCUCUGCAGGAUCGGCGGUCUGGACGUUCUUCUGUGGCUCGUCUGCUUCUUCAUCACGGUCAUUUUCGGCGCGAUGGAGGGCAUUCUCGCCUCGAUCGUCCUGUCGCUCCUCUGGCUCCUCCGGAAGACUGCGCGGCCGCAGUGCAGCGUCCUCGGGCGCCUACCGCAGACCUACAUCUACAGAAACGUCGCGCGCUUCCCGAUGGCUAAGGAAGAACCAGGCAUCAAGAUAGUCCGCUUUGACGCCUCGCUGAACUUCAGCAACAGCGACUACUUUGACGCUCGCGUGCGGCAGAAGCUCGAGGCCUCUACGCGCUACCUGAUCGUCGACGGCUCGUCGAUAAACGACCUCGACGUGACGUCGAUCCGCAUGCUCCAGCGCCUCUGUGCGUAUCUGAAGCAGAACGGCGUCACGAUGCUCUUCGCGAACUGGAAAGGGCCGAUGCGCGACUUCCUCCAGCGCGCGCAGUUCUACGAGACUCUGCUCCCCGAAAACUGUUUCCUCUCGCUCCACGACGCGGUCUUCUGGGCGAAACAAAAACUCGCCGCUCAAAAAAAGGUGGGCGUUUGCAAAAGGAAGGGGGGCGAAGGCGGUGAAAUGGCGUCGACGGCGCGCCACGCCACCGCGCCUCUCGAGCCCUUUUACUGGCUCAGCGAGCAGGGAAAAGCUUCGCCGCCUCCCGCUGCCGCAGCAGACAUCGAGAACGCCAGGAGCUUGAGCUGUCUGCCUACUUCGGAGGGCUUCUUGCCCUCGGACCACGCGUCAGUGGGAGAUGCUGCCUCCUCUCCCGUGGUGAUCGUCGACACAGAUGGACUUGAGAAGAGCAAGCGCGCGCGGCCGGCGCUUGGAAUCGGCGAAGUGGAUGGCAGCUCCGCGUCGCGCUCGGGACUUUCCCGCAAGAGAAGCAAGUAUCUGCCGCUCCCCCGUGGAGCGCUCACGGGAGCGCGGAGAAACUCUGCGCCGCAGAGGCCAGCGGCGCUGACCAAGGUGUCUCCGGGGGUGGAGCCCAAUGCGGUCGCACGCGGCGCCGGAGGGACAGAGCGCACAAAGGAGCCCUUGCUUUCGCCGGCGGACAGCGAGCCGCGCAGGGCGCGAGCCGGGACAGAAGCAGUGUCUACGACAGAGGAAAUGCUGAGUCAAAGAAUGAAGGAAUGCGGAGUUCUCGAAAGGGAGGACGCGUCUGCUGGCUUCCGUGGAGCCGGUUCCUCCCUUGUUUCUGUGUCCUUGCCCGCCAGGACAGCGCGUGGGGCCGAUCCGAUUGCGCACGUGGUGGCGGCGCAGCGGCGGCUGAGUUCUGCCGCGAGCACGGCCAGAGCGACAGAAGCUGGGGAAGACGAGGAUUUUUCCGCCUUCGUUCGGCCAUCUCAUGCUUUCGGGGCUCGCGGCGCGGCUCACCCGCGAGGCGACGAUGCAGGCGGCGUCUCCGCGCAGAGAGCGGAGUGGGGCUGGGACGGCUUGAGCGCAUGCAGUCCAGGCAUGAUUCGCCUCGUGACGGAGGUGACCGGCAGCGGGUCACACGUGAACUGGGGAGUUCUGCGGACAGGCGGCGACUCGCUCCCAGCCUCGUUCUCCUCUGAUUGCAUCUGCGAGCCUGAAACCGCCGUGGUUCAGCUGCCGAACGCCGACGCGCGAGGCACAGAUGCGUAG